Macrosteles quadrilineatus (aster leafhopper) is the source of this 822-nucleotide messenger RNA. RefSeq lists its product as uncharacterized. Bases 1 to 822 code for a protein of 273 amino acids. The transcript has 4 exons. NCBI's taxonomy places the organism in Eukaryota, Metazoa, Arthropoda, Insecta, Hemiptera, Cicadellidae. The record is from RefSeq and is a predicted model, not a curated record.
AUGGAGGACGUUGAUGUACAAUUCGAAAAUUCUUUCUGUGAGGUUGUUAGUGAACUUACAGCGUGUUUGAGUGAAGAACCCAAAGAUCUGUUGAGUAAGAAAAUCUCUUGUUGGGUAAGAGAGUGGGUAGGGCGGAGAGAGGAAAUGGGGGCCUCGAGUACAAUAUUCCUUGAACUUGCAGAGGAAGAUCCUCUUGAAUAUAAGAAAUUUAUGAGAAUGAGUGUGAUGCAAUUUAAUCACCUGUUAAGUUUAAUUGAACCAACAAUUUCUAAACGUGAUACUGUAAUGAGGAGCGCAAUUCCUGCCCGUACAAAACUAGAGGUCGCAUUACGUUUUUUAGCUACUGGCGACAGUUACCAAAGUCUAGGACUUAUGUUUCGUUUACCAGCCAACACCAUCUCAUAUUUUAUGCCUUCUGUUCUAAAAGCCAUUAUUUCUGCAUUACAAGAUUAUUUGAAAGUUCCAAACACUGUGGAGGAAUGGAUGAAAAUUCAAAGAAAUUUUGAAGCUAAAUGGAAUUUCCCGCUAUGUGUUGGCGCAAUAGACGGAAAGCAUUUUGCUAUAAAACGAGCGCCUGCUUUUUCAGGCUCAAGUUACUACAACUACAAAAGCUAUUUUUCAAUAGCAAUAUUGGCCAUCGCAGACAGUGAUUAUAAGUUCGUUUACGUAGAUAUUGGCUCAUUGGGUAAAGACGCUGACCCAACAAUAUUUGAAGGCUCGACUUUCGGAAAGGCAUUCCAUCAUGGAACGCUGAACAUUCCCGUUACUGAAAAAAUAUCACCUAGCAUCAACCCCCUUCCCUACGUACUAGUUGGAGAUUAA